Serpula lacrymans var. lacrymans S7.9 is the source of this 2466-nucleotide messenger RNA. RefSeq lists its product as uncharacterized. The coding region runs from base 1 to 2202 and encodes 733 amino acids. The transcript is spliced from 4 exons. The record is from RefSeq and is a predicted model, not a curated record. Gene Ontology annotation, molecular function: methyltransferase activity. NCBI's taxonomy places the organism in Eukaryota, Fungi, Basidiomycota, Agaricomycetes, Boletales, Serpulaceae.
AUGGGCGUCAGUAACGACAAGGAUUCAAAUCGGCUUCGGAAACUCUCAAAGCCAUUGACCCAUCUCCCCGAAUCCGAUCAGAGGGAUUCCGUUAUUCAUGUGGACAAUGCCGGGGAGCAGAGCUCUCAGACCUCUCCGAAACGAGGCAAGCGUCUCUUUAGUUCGACCUUGCAUCGCACGAAGAAGAAGUCGCCAGCACCUCUUGAGGCAACUAUUCCCUUCCCCGUAGAGUCACAGGCUCAUACUACAUCUCCAUCCGAUGGUUACCCCGUUACUCCCACUCAAGAAGAGACACCGGUAACAGCUGUUCCACCCGUGAGAGCCGACACGACAGGCCACAAGCCGACCGUUGGCUUUGACGAACGGAAGUAUUUCCUCCACAAGCGGGGUCUAAAGCAUCACCCAUAUUCUCGCGAUGAGGUUCCUUAUAUGCAAGCAUACAACCCCACACUUCUUGAUAACGAUCGUUUCACGGAAAUCUUGAUACAGCGACUGAACCCAAACGGUUCACCGUCCUUCCAUAACUACGGUAAAACCCCGCCUUCUAAUAUCCUUGAUCUUGGCUGUGGCACAGGUCGCUGGGUUCUCGAUACUGCGACUGUGUGGAGAGAGUCUAAAGUGACUGGACUAGACAUUGUAGAUGUGAUUGAUGAUCCGAAAUUUGCCCCCAACAAUGUUUACUGGGUUCGAGCCAACUUCCUUAAGGAUCCACUGCCGUUUCAUCAAAACACCUUUGAUCUUGUGCGAAUGGCGAAUUUGUCGCUAUGUAUUCCGUACGACAAGUGGGACUACCUGCUAUGUGAAGUCCGCAGGAUCUUGAUGCCCAACGGACGGCUGGAGUUAAUUGACGACCAGAUUUUCUUCCCAUACGAGAAAGCCCCAUCAUCUUCUCCGUCAACAUCCGUUCCAUCACUUGCCCUAACUGUGACCGCGCGAUCCGAAUUCGAAAAAGAUGAAGACGAAGCCACCACCGAUAACGAUACCUCUGAGGACGACGACGACUUCCAAAGCACCAAGAGCAUACUCACGAGCGUAGAUGACGAUGACUCGUGUAGUGAACAAGAGCCUCUCUUGGAAAAGCCAUCCGAAGCCCGUAUAGAUCGUGCGGCGGAAUGGAGAGCUAAUGUGGCGAAGUCUAAAGAUCUCGAAAACGCCUUUGAACAGAUGCUAGUCCAGAAUGGCAUAUAUGCGCGCCCUCAAGAAGUCAUCGAAAUCAUGCUCGAACAGGUGUUUGGUCGAUACCACUCUAACAAAAUCAGCACAAUGUAUCUCGCUCUCGCUCCUCCUACGCCCGACAAGGAUUCCGACGAGUCUUCAUUGGUUAGCACAGACAGUGGGAAUAAGAAAUUCAAGGAUUAUAAAUGGAUGAAUAUCGAAUGGGAUAAGAAAGAGAAGAAGGAAAAGGGGAAGAAGGGGGACAGGUCCAGCGGAGAAAGUAUGGCCUCCUUCUCGCAGAUUCCUGACAGUAUCAGCGCGAAAGCAGCAGGUCGAUUAGGCAUCACUCCCAACAAAAAGGGAGAAAGGUUGAGCGAGGACAGCAUUUUUUCUUCCCCAUCUGUUCCAGAUACCAUCAGUACAAAAGCAGCUGGACGGUUAGGCAUCACUCCCAGCAAAAAGGGAGAAAGGUUAAGCGCGGACAGCAUUUUUUCUUCCUCGUCUGUUCCGGAUACCGUCAGUGCGAAAGCGGCAGGCCGCCUGGGCAUCAACACUCCCGCCACACCUCCUCGACCUUCCCCACCAACACAGUCACCGGGUCUUCUUCUAUGGCCAUCUACGUUUAUUCCCAUAUCCCCUCUCGAGUUAGAGAUGCACGCAUGCAAGAAUUUGCACCUCCUUCUUGGAUGUAAAUCGGCUUUGGCCGACUACCUUCAUAGCUUAAAACGCGAGGAUGGUGUUCCCGUAAUCAGCGAUGAAGAAUUCACAAAUAUCGUCUGGGAUUAUGAGUGCUUCCGUCGCUCGCGCUUCAACUGGCCUUCAGAAAUUCCAGAAUAUCGCUUGGACGUACCACUCACAGAAGCUACCCCGAGAUCUGCCAACAAUGCUCGUGCCUCAAUGGGCCCUGAUGCUAUGCUGGGACAUCCUCGCCCAGCUUCUACUGAGAACGAGGCGAUGACUCUUGUGAAACGUGAUGACCUAACCUUCGUACGUGCCAUCAGGGUGUAUGAAGCUGUCAAAGUAGACGAAGACUUCAACCCCACAUAAACAUCACCAUCGUACCUGCAUUCUCAGUAACACUCGACCAACAGUGUUUUCUGUAUAUCAUUCCCACUUCUCUAUUAUACCAGGCUUUGUUUGCCGGUCUCACGUUCCUUUUAUUCUUCUGGAGGGACAUUUUUUUCCCAUUGCUUCAUUUGUCACCAUCAUUGAUUUAUUCAUUCAUGCAUGAUGUUCUGUUAUUGUACUAGCUUGGAGCACUAUCAUUUGUAUUCCCAUUGUAGUGAUACCUUACCACACUGCCAUCAGCAU